UUGUUUAGUGCUUAUUGUGCUCAGGUUUCUGUCUAUCUGUAUUUGCUCGCGAAGUCUGAACACCGUGAAUAUGCGAUUAUGAAUUAAAUCGCAUCUCAACAAACGGCGAAAAGCACAGUUUUCUCGGUGAACGGAUAGCAAAGAAAUACAGUCGAGAAAAACGUGUUAUGAUGCGCUUGUCUAUCGUUGAGUUUUUCAAUCCAGCGGCUCACGAUGGCAUAGUAAUGCACAAAGUGUUUCGCUUGCUGCACAGUUGCCAGGACGACUAACGUGCGUGUUGGUGUGUUUGUCGUCUGUUCCGCCGUGCGUGCGUGCGUGAUUGCGCGAGUGUGUGACUGUGUGCGCCGCGUAUACCUGCGGUGUAUUAUGAUAAGAGACCAAUCAUUAUUGGGAAUAUUGGAACGCAGUUCUCGUGUCAAUUUCACAUCGUUCCAAUGCCACGCAACGACGUAGUCUGAAGUAAGCCACCGCGCGCAUCAUGGACUAUCCGGUGUUGGAUCUCUUCGAUCCCUCGGUAGAACCUACGGACCACGUCAACUGCGAGGAGGAACAAGAUCUACUUUGGGACGAUUGUAAUUAUGUCGUAUCUGGAGGUGAAUAUGUACGUGCAACGGAGCAGUUUGGAGAGGACUUUUCCGGAGCUGAGUUUCACGAAACUAGAACAUUGCUCGCCGAUGGCGGGGAUAGAUUUGGAGUUUCCACUGCCACUUUCGACACGAUUGAAGAACUUAUGUGGAUGGGAAAUCAAGGGGGUCACGUAACAUCCUACUAUGGGCCUGGUUUACAAAAAUAUACCUCUUUUCAAGUCCAUGCAACGCAGGAGAUACGACAAAUUCAUACUGUAGAUGAGGGUAUCUUAGUGUUGUCUCAAAGUCAGUUGAGAUGCCAAUUGCGGAGAGGCAUACCUAUAUUUACUCAUACGUCGAUGAAUAUGAACGAUAUGCAAUGUAUGUUACAAAUUUCCCCAGCCAGAUUACUCAUGGGUGGACAUCAGGAUAAAAUAAUUGAUUUUAACCUUGCUAGAGGAAAAGAGACUGGAUUAGUGGAUGUAGAUGAGAAUGGUUGUGCGAUAUUGAGACAACAUAGUAGGCUUAUAUGUGCUGGAAAUCCUGCGGGAAGAAUAGAUCUCAGGGAUCCAAAUACAUUAUCAAUAGAACAUACUUUGGAUACUCACAGUGGUUCCUUAAGUGAUUUCGAUGUUCAAGGAAAUUAUCUUGUUACAUGUGGAUUUAGUAACUGUCGUCAGGGUCUUACUGUUGAUCGAUUUUUAAUGGCCUAUGAUUUGAGACAAAUGAGAGCAUUAAGUCCAGUCACAACUAUGGUAUAUCCUCUUUUAUUAAAGUUCCUACCAAGUUAUUCCAGUCGGCUUGCAGUGGUAUCGCCGCUAGGACAAAUGCAACUACUUGAUACAAUAUAUGCUAAUGUACAACCUUCAGUGACGUGUUUAUAUCAGGUUGCUACUGGCGGUGCGACGAUAUUAUCAUUUGAUGUAGCACCUACAUCUCAAUGUCUUUGCUUUGGAGAUUUGGCAGGCUCUAUACAUUUAAUGUCCACCAACACCCCGGAACCUCAAUUUAAUACAUUUUCUAGGCCUACGGAAUUUGCCGAUCCAAUUGAGACAAUACCAUCGAUUCCUUUUGAUGACGAUAUUACGCCGUAUAGUACAAUACCAAUGGUAUAUUCAGAUCAACCACUUCUAAGUGAUUGGCCUGAAGAAUACUUGAAAAAAGUUUAUAGGAGAACUCCAUCAAUAGAUCCUGAAAUCUUACGCACAAUGAAAAUGCAGGGAACAAUAGGAUACGCACCAAAUCCUCAGGCUUUUCGCAGAAAUCAAAUACCGUACAAUCUGGAAACGGGUACGUCUUCACGACGUGGCUUAGUCGCGAAGCUUUUCGUGGGGGACUCACGGUCUAAAACAGAUGACGGCACCUUUGUAGCCAUACCUAAGCGUUAUCGUAAAAUUGAGUUGAAAUACUCACGGCUUGGUUACGAUGAUUUCGAUUUUGAUCAGUACAAUCGAACCAGCUUUUGCGGUCUGGAGGCUACACUUCCUAACAGUUAUUGCAAUGCUAUGCUGCAGUUGCUUUACUACUGCGAACCUGUAAGGGUAGCAUUGCUCUCACAUUCGUGCCAACGAGAGUUUUGUCUUUCUUGCGAAUUGGGAUUCUUAUUUCACAUGCUGGAUACAUCACCAGGAUUUCCCUGCCAAGCUGCAAAUUUUCUUAGGGCUUUUAGGACAGUACGGGAAGCGUCAGCAUUAGGACUUAUACUGAAUGAUCCAGAAUCGAAGAAAAAGAUCAAUCUGAUAGUGCUCAUACAAAGCUGGAAUAGAUUUAUUCUACAUCAAAUACACUACGAGAUUCUGGAAACCAGGAAGCGACAACAAAAAGAAGAGGAAGCAGCGCGACUUAAAUCAGAUUCCAAAUAUCCUCCAUUUGUUUAUAACGAACAGGAUUUUCCUAGCAUCCUUGAGGACCUCGGUUCUCGAUAUAGGAGUCACGAUGAUGAGAGAAAAAAAAAGAGGAAGCAAGAGGAGGAUGGUAAAUAUAUGUGGAUCACAUCGAAAGACAAGACCACCAAAAAAUCCGCCGAAGACAAUGAAGUGCGAGAUGAUGAAACAGAGAUCAGUCGUCUAUUUGGAUCUGAACAAAUGCACAUACAUCGUUGUCUCAAAUGUGGGCAAGAAGCUACAAAACAUUCUAUCAUGUUACUUUGUAACUUAGUUUACCCGGAAAUAAUUAAUCCUUCUGAAGAGGUACCGUUCACAAAUGUUCUUGCCCGCAGUUUAAGACCUGAGAAAAUUACACCCGCAUGGUGUGACAAUUGUCAGAAAUUUACACCUACUCUCCAGUCUCGACAAUUGACUAAACUACCUCAAAUACUGGCUCUAAAUUGUGGCUUAGAUACUCAGCAGGACAAAGCGUUUUGGCAAAAUCAAAUGGACAUCGUAGUGCAAAACGUGUUGACGGGAAAAGAGAGCAGUCCCAACUCGAGUCCUGUGCCUGUUACUGCGAAGCCCUGUCGAUAUGGCAAUAAUUGCACGCGAACUGGAUGUCGAUUCAGGCACAUUGGACGCGACUCAGAAACAGAAAAAUUAUUAACGUCGUCCUCCACACCAUCUACCUCAUCGACAGCGACCGUUACAUCGCCUCCUAGUCAUUUAUAUUACUUGCAUUCAUGGAUACCCCACAACAUAGAAAUCUCCAUUGAAGAAAACGGAGAAAUGACAGUUAAAAAAAUCAGCGAACCAAGAAGCGAGUUGAAUGAUAUGUUCAUACAGACAAGCAUGAUGGAGAACGGUCAAGAUGACAGAACAGUACAAGUUAUUUCUGAAAACUCUGAAAAUAACGGUGAGGAAAAUAUUGAAAAUUGUUUAGCAUCGAAGAUUGGAAAUUGUAAUAUAACAGAAGAUGACGAAGCUGUAAAAAGUACAAAUCUGGAGAUCUCUUAUAAUACUCAAAGGAUACAGUAUGGUCUCAGUGCUGUUGUCUGUUAUAUUGACGAUAAAAAUAACGAGGAACGGAGAAAUAUUGUAGCACUAUUACGAGUUGGACCAAAUUAUCAUGAACGAUCGGCAGGCAAUGCCGUAUCGCAAUGGUAUAUUUUUAAUGAUUUCUGUAUACAACCAGUGACUCCUCAGGAAGCGGUAUGGUUUAAUCUCGAUUGGAAAGUGCCGUGUGUACUCCAUUAUACAGCGAUACCUGCUCCUGAGCCAACACAGUUUGUCAGUCCUCUUACAUAUGAUGUUUUUGGAGAAGAUAAAUGUAUUGCUCGCAGUGGUGGAACUAGAGGAAUUACAUUUACUCCUUUAGCAUCAGAUGAAAUGCCUAAGAAAGGAGAGUUGGUAGGCAUCGAUGCAGAAUUCGUUACCUUAAAUCAGGAAGAAUCUGAACUACGAAGCGAUGGAAAGAUGUCAACUAUAAAACCGAGCCAUAUGUCGGUCGCGCGAAUCACAUGUAUCCGCGGUAGACAAGGUCCUUUGGAGGGUACACCGUUUAUAGACGAUUAUAUAAGCACUCAGGAACAGGUGGUCGACUAUCUAACAAAAUUUAGUGGAAUCCAACCGGGUGAUUUAGAUGCGAAUUUUAGUAGUAAACAUCUCACAACUUUGAAAUCGACGUAUCAAAAGUUGAGGUUCUUAGUGGACAAUGGUAUAAUUUUUGUUGGGCAUGGCCUGAAAAACGAUUUUAGGGUAAUAAAUUUGGUAGUGCCGCCGGAACAAAUAGUAGAUACAGUUUUGUUGUUUCACUUACCUCAUCAUCGUAUGGUGUCGUUACGUUUCUUGACCUGGCACUUUUUGGGUAAAAACAUUCAGUCUGAAACUCACGAUUCAACCGAAGAUGCGCGAGCAGCUUUAGAAUUGUAUCGCAAGUACAAAGAACUAGAAAGUUUUGGCACAUUGACAGAAACAUUGAAAGAACUUUACGAAGUGGGCAGCCAAUUACAAUGGAAAGUAAGAAUAAAAAUUCUUACAUUUUACAUUAUUAAAUGUCAUGUCUAUGGCCGGUAUUUAUAGUCAGUUCGUAUUUCAAGGCCAUCUUAAAAUGCUAAUGCAGCUCUCUGAUUGAUUCAUGAUGAUACCUCAAGACAGAACUUAAAACGGUCUUGAAUAUAAAAACUGACUAUGAAUACCGGCUUAUAAGUCUCGUUAAAUUUAUUUCUUUAACCAUUAUUUGAUUUUAGGUUCCUGAUAGCUGAUAUGAGGAUAUAUACAAUGAUAUAGAUAAUGAAAUCAAUAGCGAUAAUGACGAUUAGACGAUAUGGAUAUUCAUUAUCAUUGUUCAAAAAGUAUUCAAUAAGCGUUAUUUGCGUUCGUCGCAGUAUCGUAUAAUCCAAUGUUAAUCAUGGAUUUGCCUAUUCAUCAUUCACAGAAAACAGAUUUAUUCAACGCACACGUAAUAUUAUUAGACGGAAUUUUUGAAGAUUUUAUUUCGCAACAUCAUCAUGAAGUUAAAAGAAUUACAGAUUGGAAAACAUUGAUAUUCAUUUAGGCGUUAAUUUCGCUCAUUGUUGCAUGUAUUAGAUCAUUGUUGCAUCUAUAUAUCGAAAAUGUAUACAUAUACAUUUUAUUCAAUGAUAAUACGUCAAAUCAACAUAUUUUUUAACACUGGUAGAGCUAAUUGUUCGUGAAUAGCCCAUUGAAAGAAUUGAAUGAGAAAAUUGUUAAUCAUGAUUUUAAAUAGAAAUUAAGCAUAAUACGAAUUUGUAUAUAUUGUCUGAUAACAUAUUGGCGUUUUGAAGAGCAGUAACGAUCUCGCACUGCCCGAAUAUAAUAUUCACAAGGAGAUGGUAUGAUCGAAAUGCGAAAUGUAAAAUGUAAAACAAAAUGAUACUAAAUAAUUAUAAUUUAUUCGAAAGGGCAGAUUGAGUGUAUCAAAAAUGUAAAAAAAAAUUCUGAGGAAACUGCAACUGAAGUUGGGAAUCCGAUUAAUUGUAAGUUAAGAGAGAUUCUUUAGGUUGACAAACAAGAAAGCAGUGUGGCCGAAAUUACUAAUAUAUAUAUAUAUAUAUAUAUACCCACAUAUGAAUUUUGUGUGAUGUCUGUGUACUUAAAAGACUAACAAAAAUUUAUUAAAUUGUAAAAUAUAUAUUAUCUAAAUAUAUUUUUAAAAAAGUUGGUACUCUUGAUACAUUUGCACUUCGUCGGUCGCGAUGGUCAUGGACCAAAAAAUAUAAUAUGCGUGCGUCUCAGCGCUGUCAGCUUUCCUGUUUAUCAUGCAGGGUUCUAAUACUUAACAUAUAGCUCAUCAGAUCCCAACUUUAACUGCAAUUCUCAGAAACUAAGGCUCAUUUUCUAAUCCCUUUACAUUCUUAAUCAGCACAAUAUUAAAAAAAUAUUUUUAAAUAUUUAUUAAAUUAUUAUUUUUACGUUAAAUAAAUAUUUAAAAACCGUUUUAAAAAUAUUGUCUGCUGAUUUGAUUAUUAGUACAUUUACGCGCAACGACAUCAACGAUUAAGAGUAACAGAAUCAGCCCCUUAAUCCUCCUUUCGAAUAAACGAUAAUAUCUCAUUUGAUUCCGUGCCAUCUCCUUGUCAGUCUAAUUUUCAUUCAUAUCCAUUUGUAUCCCAAAGUGAACAUAUUCCGUCUCGAUCCAUCAAACAAUUGUCAAUAUAGUCGUAAAUAGUUAUAGCGUAAUAGCAAUAAUUGAAUUAUGUAUUUUUAAGUAUAUAAUAGCUCACAGUUUUCUUUUAUACAACGUAUUUUUUUAGUGGAGCAACUUUUGUACGAUUUUGCAAAGCCGAAUUUCAGAUGCGAAUUUUUUUAUAAAUAUUUCAUGGAUUUUAGUUUCCUCAAUCACACACAGUCGCCUUCACAUUUGCGCAAAUACCAGUCACAUUUGCAGUCACGACUGCAAAUAACUGUUAUUCAAUGUCGUUUUUCAAACUGAUUGUCAAACUAAUCCAUUUGCAUGGAAAGCUCUUAAAAUGCGAAAAAAAAUCUAUUCACGAAAAUGUGGUAAUAUAUUUUACAAACUGAC
This is a messenger RNA of Trachymyrmex septentrionalis, 6479 nucleotides long. It is a transcript of the gene PAN2, whose product is annotated as PAB-dependent poly(A)-specific ribonuclease subunit PAN2. Gene Ontology annotation, cellular component: PAN complex; P-body. The record is from RefSeq and is a predicted model, not a curated record. The coding region runs from base 479 to 4516 and encodes 1345 amino acids. Gene Ontology annotation, biological process: nuclear-transcribed mRNA poly(A) tail shortening; mRNA processing. Gene Ontology annotation, molecular function: nucleic acid binding; protein binding; poly(A)-specific ribonuclease activity. Lineage: Eukaryota; Metazoa; Arthropoda; Insecta; Hymenoptera; Formicidae. The transcript is spliced from 20 exons.